AUGUGCAAUUGCUCCAGAGCGAUCAGACCUCCUACGAACCAAGGCACCACCUCUGUCAACCCUAGUUGGCAUUGCGCACCAGACCCUCGGGCUUAUUGGCAUGUCUCAGUGCAAGAUGAAAGGCCCUGCGAAGACUACGGAGUACAGAGCAUGGUUGUAUGCAGUCAGCUGUGGGAAUGUCGGUAG
This is a messenger RNA of Pochonia chlamydosporia 170, 186 nucleotides long. RefSeq lists its product as hypothetical. The record is from RefSeq and is a predicted model, not a curated record. The transcript has a single exon. Bases 1 to 186 code for a protein of 61 amino acids. Lineage: Eukaryota; Fungi; Ascomycota; Sordariomycetes; Hypocreales; Clavicipitaceae.